AUGAGUUGCACCCCCCAAUCGAAGAACCAGCCUCAAACGACGGACAGUGAGGCACACCCAAUCCAGUAUCUCGUUCCAGUUCUUGAAAAGAAAAAGAAAAAAGGAACGCUAGUGAUUUGUUUAGUCUUACAUAAUGCUAACGCUGGCCAGAGGGAACGGAUCAUAGGGAAUAGCAGAGUAAAAGUAAUUGGGCGAGUCUUGCAUAAUGGCCGUCUUGGCGAAGUCGAUGAUUAUCUCACACACAAUUCUCCCAUGCAGACUGAAAGUUCACGAAGUGCGACUUGUACUGUUAGUCUGUUAUACACGAAUGACGUUACUAUUCUAUUGGUGUCUGAAGGUCAUCGCUUGGAGACUGGAGUAAACAAGAAGCACAUCAGUCACGCCACCACUGAUAUUGCGGACCGACUUGACUUUAGGCUCCUCAGCACUGAUCAAUACAGCCAUAAACUUGAUGAUCUUCCAAUGAGAAGUGAAUAG
This is a messenger RNA of Sclerotinia borealis F-4128, 477 nucleotides long. NCBI's taxonomy places the organism in Eukaryota, Fungi, Ascomycota, Leotiomycetes, Helotiales, Sclerotiniaceae. The record is from the annotation of a GenBank genome assembly.